GCCGUCCGCAAGCCAGCACCCAGCCGGCCAAGCCUUCCUUCCCUUCCCUAGCCUGGAAUGGAGAUUUCUUCCCACCAGUUUCACCUCCUGGAGCAGCUAAACGAACAGCGGAAGCAGGACCUGUUCUGUGACUGCAAGAUCCUGGUGGAGGGCAAGGUCUUCAAGGCCCAUCGCAAUGUGCUGUUUGCCAGCAGUGGCUACUUCAAGAUGCUCCUUUCUCAGGGCUUGAAGGAGACGACUCAGCCCACGGUAGUGACUUUUGAGGUCUUCUCCCCAGAGACAUUUAUGGUUAUCUUGGACUUUGUGUACUCAGGUGUGUUGUCUUUAACCGGGCAAAACGUGAUCGAGGUCAUCUCAGCCGCCAGCUAUCUGCAGAUGACCGAUAUCCUCCAUGUCUGCAAGACAUUCAUUAAGUCCUCACUGGAUAUUAACGAGAAGGAAAAGGAUCAUUACCUCAGCCUUUCAGCCAAGAGCACCAGCACUGAACCUGCCCAUCCGCCUCUCUACCACUCAAGAAGGAAAGUGAAGAGCAACCUGCGGUGCUCCUCUUCCGUCCCAGAUGAAAAGGCAAACCCAGCCAAUGAGAAUGCAUGGAGCAGCUGCAGCAGCUCCCAGGUGAUUCUCCAGCGGGCAGAGACUCAGCUGUCCAAGAGAGGCAGGAAGCAGAGCUCCGCCAGGAGGCACCGCAAGCUGCUGGGGCUGUCGCAGAGCUGCGACCUGGCGCCGCGCAAAGCCAACAGGGGCGAGUGGAGCGGCGCCGGGGGCACCGCCACGACCUCCCAGGACGGAGAGGAGCCUGGGGUGGAUGCUGAGAAUGAUGCUGGGCAUGAGUAUGGAUACAAUCGUGAACCAGAAGACAAGAGGGGCGGGUUGUGAUGCGGUUGCCUGCGUUUGUCUGUCACAGACGAGCUGCCUCAGACGCGGUUCAAGUGCCCCUUCUGCACGCACGCGGUGAAGCGCCGCGCCGACCUGAAGCGCCACCUCCGCUGCCACACCGGGGAGCGGCCCUACCCCUGCAAGGAGUGUGGCAAGAGGUUCACCCGGCUGGAGCACCUAAGGAACCACUUCCAAACGAUACAUCAGGCUGGCAAACUGAUCUGCAGGAAGUGCAAGCGUCAGGUCACCGAGCUGACGGGCUGCGUCGUUCAGCAAGGGACGAGGCGCUACAGGCUGUGCCACCAGUGUCAGGGGGAAGCUGAUUUUGACAGCAUCCCUGAUGACUUAGAUGCAGAACAUUCUCCUGUCUCCUCCCUGGCUAACAAACGUUCCAGAUGGGCUUUGGAGGGGGGACAGAAAUCAGAUGAAGAGACAAUGGAGGAGGAGCCCUACAACCUGGUUGUCCGCCGGGUUAACGGUGAUGGCCCGGAUAGAGGCGAUGAAAAGGUGAAGCCAAAUCUGAGGUAGAAAUCUUUGUGUAUUUAUUACUGUUGUAUUCCAGAUCAAAUUUCUUGGGUGUCCUCCCAGCUAAUAGGCUGGUUUGCUGCUUUCAUUAGAAUUAAAUAUUGCUCAGUGUCUCUGAUGAGAAGCCAAAUAUGGCCUACAAACAAGAUGGAUUUUAGCUCCAGGCAUGCGACAGUGGAACUGCUUCCAAGCAGCACCCAGAAAGGACUUCGAAGCUGGAAAGCAGAAGAAUUGUUUCUGCUUCAUCAAAGACUCGCUCAGAGCUCCUGUUUGUACUGACAGUGGGAAGCAAUUUACAGUUCUAGAGAGAUUUGUGGAGUUUUAGACCCCCAAAUGUUGAUA
Molecule: messenger RNA, 1743 nt
Organism: Dryobates pubescens (Downy woodpecker)
Lineage: Eukaryota; Metazoa; Chordata; Aves; Piciformes; Picidae
Product: zinc finger and BTB domain-containing protein 8A
Exons: 4
Biological process (GO): regulation of transcription by RNA polymerase II
Molecular function (GO): protein binding; RNA polymerase II cis-regulatory region sequence-specific DNA binding; DNA-binding transcription factor activity, RNA polymerase II-specific
Source: RefSeq, a predicted model, not a curated record